UGAGGUUCGAGGUGCCCCACUACUGGAGCCAUCACAGAACGUGUCUUCUGGAAACUGUAAGCGUGUGGUAAGACGUUCCAUGGUCAGUUGGUGUCUCGACGAAGGUUCGGUAAAGAUCGCCGGAUCGAAGCUGCGAGAAUUAAUACGCCAAAGUUGAUCGCAACCUGUUGAAAAAUCCGAACAAUUAUUGCUUCCAAAUACAAAGCAGAUAACAGUGCUCGCGGUAUAUGUUAACGAUGGACGAUAGAUAUAUAGCGUUUGAAAUAAAAAAAAAGAUAUAAAUAAACCAUGUGAUAUCGAUAGUAACAAAGUGAAAAACGAGCACUUAUUCGCGGAAGUUUCGUUGAUCUUCAUCUGAAUUUCAUCAAGUCCAUUGAUUAAUGAAGCGGUGCGCAAACGCAAUCUGUUAUCACCGGUUCGACGAUUGCUGAACGACCAAGGUGCAAGGUUUUACGAUGGCUAAGGCUAUUUUGAUUGUGUUGCUGCCGCAGCUACUAUGCACGUUGUUAGAAGUAUCCGGACAACAAUCACCAUGCCCUGAAUAUUUUACAUAUAUACUCGAUUCUGCAACGAAUCAAGUGAUGGGUCAGAUCCAAAUCCCAUCCCCGCCAAAAAACGUCGAACUUCAUUUGAAAGUGGCAUUAAGCAUUGGUGUUGCGUUACCCACGAACUAUGUCGGUCAAUUAAAAUUGGCGCAAUCAAAAGAGGAGUCUGUUCGAUUAGUUGAAAGGGGUAAACCUUUGUUGUACCAUCUUCAUUUUCCUUUGCUUCAACCGAUUCCAUCACUGACCGGAAUGUGGUUUAACCGUCAACGAUAUUGUUCAGGUCCUCGUGCAACGGGACAAGUCGUCACUUCCAUCACGCUGGAACACACUUUGUAUCCGCCUCCUGUGUUGCCGCUAUCGCAUAAUUCCUAUGAUGAUUUUCCGCCGGACACAAUUUUCAACCCCUUUUGGUCUUCACAGACAACCAAGCGACCGCCUCCUCCAAUUUCGUAUCCAUCUAUUACUCAAUAUCCGGUAUAUCAACCCACUACUACUAAACAGCCGAUAUAUCAAUUCACUACCACUCAACGUCCGAUAUAUCAACCCAUUACUCAACGUCCGAUAUAUCAACCCACUACCACUCAACGUCCGAUAUAUCAACCCACUACCACUCAACGUCCGAUAUAUCAAUCCACUACAACUCGGAGAACGACGAAGAAACCUACCGUUAUUACUCAACGUCCGACCUUUUCUGAUCAGAUCAACAACAAUCCAUUUUUAAGGCCACCACCUGUUCAACAAAGUUAUAUCUAUGAAUGCGGUAUCAGCAAUCAGCCAAUCACCAACAAUAUUAAUCCGCUAAUCUCCAAGGGAAUGAAGACAUCACCGGGUCAGUGGCCGUGGUUAGUGGCCCUUUUUCUCGUGAAAAUCAAGUUUGAGUUUCAAUGUGCCGGAUCCAUUCUGACUCAAAAACACGUUAUAACAGCGGCACACUGUUUUAAGCUGGACGCCCAAACCAAUAUCCCUCCCAGUGCGAUGUUGGCCUCUUUGGGACGAUAUCGUUUGCAGGAGUGGCAUGAAGCGGGAUCCCUGAAUAUUGAGAUUGCGAGCUAUACGCUCCAUCCCGACUACAAUCACGGAGGCAGUGGUGACUCUGAUUUGGCGAUUUUGACUUUGAGGACUCCCGUCGAGUUCAGUCCUAGGAUCAAACCUAUUUGUAUGUGGUAUGACUCGAUCGAUCUGCAGAGCGUCGUCGACAAGACAGGAUAUGUUGUAGGGUGGGGUAAGGACGAGUUGGGCCAUCCUUAUGUCCAGGAACCGCGAAUGGCAAAGGUGCCGAUAGUGAGUCAGGAGUCAUGUCUUUGGAGUGACCAGCGUUUCGUCAGCUUCACUUCGAAUCGCACUUUUUGCGCUGGUAUGCGAGAUGGCAGUGGUCCUUGCAAUGGUGAUAGUGGAAGCGGACUGAUGCUUUAUGAUUCUUCCACGGGUCGUUAUCAACUGCGCGGCAUCGUUUCACGAUCGCUGUUCGAUUAUAAUGAGCAGACUUGCGAUCUCACACAGUACGUCGUCUUCGUUGACGUAGCAAAAUAUUUGUCCUGGAUUUACCAACAGAUCUCUAUGUAAUAUACUCUCAUAAUCUUACCGCAGAUGUAUAAAAUGUGCUAGUCGACAAGUUUUUCUACAUAAAUUUAUAUAGAGCUAGAACAAAUAUAACUUAAGGAUUAGUAUAGUUUAAAAUAUUUCUAUCUUAUUGUUAGACUUUUACAUUGAUCCUAUCAUGUGCAUUUAUCGUGAUACUAAAACGAAAUAUAUAUGUGUAAAAA
Camponotus floridanus (Florida carpenter ant) is the source of this 2308-nucleotide messenger RNA. RefSeq names its product proclotting enzyme. The transcript is spliced from 6 exons. Lineage: Eukaryota; Metazoa; Arthropoda; Insecta; Hymenoptera; Formicidae. The record is from RefSeq and is a predicted model, not a curated record. Gene Ontology annotation, biological process: proteolysis. The coding region runs from base 456 to 2108 and encodes 550 amino acids. Gene Ontology annotation, molecular function: serine-type endopeptidase activity.